This is a messenger RNA of Cannabis sativa, 1321 nucleotides long. RefSeq names its product pectinesterase inhibitor-like. Gene Ontology annotation, molecular function: enzyme inhibitor activity. NCBI's taxonomy places the organism in Eukaryota, Viridiplantae, Streptophyta, Magnoliopsida, Rosales, Cannabaceae. The record is from RefSeq and is a predicted model, not a curated record. The coding region runs from base 55 to 606 and encodes 183 amino acids. The transcript has a single exon.
AAUACAUAUAACAAACAAAAACAACUAACUUCUAAACUACACAAUAUAUUCAAAAUGGAUUCCAAAACACUAAAAAUUCCAACAACACUUUCCCUUUCCCUUUUAUUUUUCUUAUUCUUAUUUUCAUCAUCAACAAAAGCACAAACAUCAUCACCAUCAAAUAUUUUGGUUGACAAAAUUUGCAAAAAAACCCUAGACAACACAAAAUGCUUGGCAGCUCUUGAAUCCGAUCCAAGAUCAAAAACCGCAACAAGUCUCAAAGCUCUUGCCAAGAUAUCGGUUCAAUUAUCAAUAUCAAACGCGAAAGGAAGCCUCAAUUUCAUCAACGACGAGAUCAAGAAGGGAAGUGGUAGCGGUCAACAAGAAGUACUUGAGCAAUGUGCUUCUUCCUAUAAAGCCAUGGUGCUAUCAUUCUCGAGUGCACUCGAGGAACUCGAUGAAGAUGUUAUGACGGCUAAUUAUGACAUAAAGGUGGCUGGCGACGACGCUGAUUUGUGUCAGGCUGAGAUGGCUUCGAAAAAGGUCGAAAUUCCUUCUUUGGCUGAUAGGAAUGAUCAAGUGAAAUUGUAUAGUAAUAUUGGAUUUGUUAUCACUGAUAAACUUUGAUGUUAAUGAAUAUGAUCAUUUUGUGUAACAAGUUUCUAUCAUUUUUUUUUUUCAAAUUAUUAUUGUCUCUAAGAAAAAUAGAAAAUAAUAAGGCUAGAUUUUUGGAUUUUGUGGAUUUGGAUUUUGACAACUUGAAAUAUAUGAUCAAUUCUUUCCUUUAUAUUUUGGAUGCAUGAUUCUUACUUUUUCUUUCCCUAAAUGAUAGAUAUUGAUUGGCUUUUUUUUUCAUUGAAAGAAAAUUUAAAUGGAAAAUCUUUUGAAGUAAUUCCCUCUAAUAAUUGUAAAUAUUUUUUUUUUUCUUUAGAUGGAAAAAUGGGAUACAUAUAAUUAUUAUUAUUUCUAAAAACCGUCAGAACGCAAUCGUAAAUUAAUGUUUUAUAUUUUUUUUAUUUUUUUUUUCCUGUUGAGAAUGAUCGAUGUUUUUGUCUUUUUGAGUUCAUAGACGAAUAACUAAAUGGAAUUUAAAUUGGAAACUGCCAAAUUUUCUGAACAACUUGGUACAAGUUAAAAUUUAUUGUGUAGGUGCCUACCUAACUUAAUGGGUUGACUUAAGAAAUGAUAAACUUGGGUAUGCAAUUAUGCUACCCAAUAAGUUAAAAAAAGGAGAAUUUUCAAAAAUAUUAUCUUUUUUAUGUUUUAUUUACAAUUUUAUCACCUUAAAUUUUUAUCAACAAAAAAACUUUUUUAAAGGGGUUAUUUAAAAAAAUAUAUAUAU